Molecule: messenger RNA, 4116 nt
Organism: Frankliniella occidentalis (western flower thrips)
Lineage: Eukaryota; Metazoa; Arthropoda; Insecta; Thysanoptera; Thripidae
Exons: 3
Biological process (GO): mitotic cell cycle; microtubule cytoskeleton organization
Cellular component (GO): cytoplasm; microtubule
Molecular function (GO): structural constituent of cytoskeleton; GTP binding
Source: RefSeq, a predicted model, not a curated record
UGCUGCCAGUGCUCCGCGACGCUGAGGCCCGCCGCCGCCACCGCGGGGGGCGAGGUCUGGAGUGUGGUGGUCGGAUGGCGAUGUGGCCUUACACCACCGUGUGCAUGCCUCCGUAUGUGUGUAUGUCACUUAUUAUAACUUAGUAAAGGUUGGGCGUGGAGUGGCGUAGCGUGGGUAGGCUUUUCCGUGCCAGUUCUGUCAUCGCGGCUCGCUCAUGGACUCCGCGCUUCGGCUUGGGCUAAUAACUAUUACGCAUGUGGCGAGUGUGUGUGUGUGUGUGUGUGUGCGCAUAAGUGUGUGAGCGCCCGCAUGCUCGCGAUCCUGGCAUGCCUCACGAAAGCGAAACGCGUCACUCUCAGCCUUGCCCUGUUCGAGUCCGCUCGUCCUUCAUGCCCUCCCGUACCCGUCCUCCGCACCCUCCCUGCGGAUCUCUCCGGUGGAAUUCGUCGUCCUACCUUCACGUCUCGUGGGACACCACAGCCUCUCUCUCUCUCUCUCUUUCUCUCUCCGUCUCUUCUUUUAGUUUGUGAUGACAGGGGCAGUUUCACGGAAGGUUUGGUGCGCUUGCGGUCCCGCUGGGGGUCUCUGUGUAUCCGGUAAAGAGCCGCGCCGCGCCCGCCAACAAAGCCACCGAGGUGGACAGCGGCGGUGGGGCGGUGGCCUGCGGUGGCCGCGGAGGUGCCAGUCAGCCCAUAACGACAUGGGGUGUCAUGCGCGUUCUCUCUCUCUCUCGUUCUCCGCUUCUUCUCCUUCUCAGUCCUCACAUACUCGAUCCCUACGGUCCCUUGACGGACCCUUUCCCACGGUCCUCAACCGGCUCCACCACACCGCAGAGGCACGGAGAGCUCAUACAUUACGUCCUGCAACAUACGGCCAGCACUGCGAGUAAGGUAGUAGCCGCUCGGUCAAGUUUCGCAAAAAUAAUCAUUUCUGGAAUCUAAGUUUGUUCCAUCAGGUCCGAGCAGAGGAUGGAAAAGGAGACGCGAGGGCUCAUGAGAAAUACAACGUGGUGCAUCUUCGCCGGACGAGUUUUUGUUCAAGAAAAAUGUUGAGCAGGGGUUGGGUGAGGUCGUCGUCGUCGUGACGCGGGAAGGCGCGACGUGUUGCCAUUCCCUUAUCGGGACCUCGUAGAUGGUGAGGGCGACGACGACGACGAAGGCGGGGCGCGUGCGCGCACGCCGCCGCCGGCCGCACCUUGCAUUUGAUAUCGCGCGGGGCGGAGCGCUUCUCAUUCCAAGGCGCGCUUCUGCGCGGGCACUGCACUGCACCACCACCGCACCGCCGCCGCCGCCAUGGCUAAAUAGGGCCCGUGCCUCGUCGGCGGCGCAGCGACUUGGACAAGAAACUCCGCGGUACAUACCGCCGCGGCGAGAGAGGGGCUGUUGUCCUGAGCCUCUCCGCGCGCGGUACAGCUCCGCAAAGCCCACGCCUCGCACUGUGCUGUGUGCUGUCCGCCGUCGUCCGCUGUCCGGCCGCAUGAUUUGUGCACGACGACGCCGCCUCUCCUCGCGGAGACAAAAAGUGAAGCAGCGCAGCACAGAGCAGCGCUGGCGGAGAGUCGCGCGGUGACAAGUGGGCGCGCCCACGGGCCGGGCGAGGGGCCUAUGGUUUAUGGAUUUGCCGUCCGGGGCGACUGCUGCGACUGCGGUGAGCGCGGCGGAGCAGCAGAGCACGGCCGUCAACCACCGUCACCACCACGUCCGGGAGGGUGUGUGAGAGAGGUGCUGCGCGAGCAGCUAGUGUGAUCGCAGUGUGAUGGCUCCAGCUGGGGACGCCGCAGUCCACCUAACGACCACUUCUGCGUCUCCGCGUGGCGCCUGGCCCACCUGCGCGCGGCCGGGCGGGGCUGGCCGCCCCCGCGCGCCGCCUCCUUCUGGUCCCGGCCCUGGCGCCGGCGCCAUCACCAGCACGGCCACGCGGCCGCCGGAGCAGCUCGGGACCCGUCGGUAGCGGCCCCGCGCCCGGCGUGAUGUCGGGCUCCACGUGGAUCUUGUGGCGGUGCAGCACGGUGUAGUUCCGGCGCGAGUCGCACUGCAGGAGCCGAGACCCGAUGCCGCGCUUCAGCAGCGGGGCCAGCUCGCGACGCAGGCAGGACGCCGUCAGCGACGGGUAGGCGGGCCCCAGCACCACCAGGAUCUCGCCGAAGCGCGCCCCCCGCGGCCGCUUCUCCUGCAGCGAGCCAACGGCCGUCACCACCGCGGCCAUCGUCAGGGUGGGCCGGCCGCGGCAGCCACCCGGGAAGCCGUCGUCCGGCCGCUGCACGUGCGCGAUCUCCUCCGAGGACGCCCUCUCCAGGUCGCGACCUGGCGCGAUCGGGCGUUGGUUGUGGUCCAUGGUGCCGGCGCCAGCGUCAUGGACGCCACCCUGGGCACGCGCGAGAGAGGGGCCCGAGGCCCGAGUCAGUGUUGUUGUGGCAACCGGGAGCUUCGGGACUUGCGCCGGAUAAUCCUUUGCGCACCUGUGGGAGGCAGUUGUCUGAAACAUGGACAGAUUCGACCAGGAUAGAGCCGCGACGGGAGCAACGGACCCCGCCAUCAUCGAAUACCUGAACGACAAGAGGACACGGGAUGUCGUCCAGUUCCUCAUCGCCCACCUGGCCGUCAGCAGGCCCAGCGAUCGCGUUGCGUUCCUGGCCGACCUCUUCGACAGGGCGGUGCAGAGUCGCGGGGAGGUGGCCAAGACCGCGGAGCUCGACGACAGCCUCAGCAUCUUCCAGCUGAGACACGUCGAGGCCAUGUUCGACGCCAUGGACCCGUUCCGGAAGAGGGCCAUCACCUUCGUCCAGUACCACAACGGAAUGGGCACUAUGGGCCUGGUGGACUACAACAGGGACCCGCCCGUCGACGCCGACGGGAACGUCUCCAGGGAUACGUUUGUCCGAGAGGCGUAAGUAGGGAACCAUUCUGCCUUGCAGAUGUGAGAUAUCAUGCAGACUUAGGGGACUUACGGCAACGAAAAACCCGCGCGAGGGCCGAGCGAACGCGAGAACUGACGCCCGUGAGGUAGGCAGCCCAUUCGACACCCACGUCGGCUGAGCGCUCGGCUUCCGCGGCGCGGACUUCCAGACACACCCUUACGCAGAGUCACGCACUGCCAGUGGGGUCCUUAACGGAACACUACCCCCUCCCCUCCCUCCCUUGCCCCGCACCCCACACACAAACACCACAAACACACACCUCAAACCGGCCGCGACAGGUCACGCCGCCUCAUUGAACACACCCUGCUCACCGCCCUGUGAGGUCGCGGCCCGCGGCGCCCCGCACGACCGGCGCGACCCCCGGGGGUGCAUUGUUGCUGGUCGCCGGGGCGAGCACCGCAGCGGCCCAGUGCGCCAGUCAGGAGGAGGACGCCGGACGACGCGCACGCACCCACGGACUCGUUGCACUCCGGGAGCGCGCGCGGAGCCACGCUUUUUAACCAGCACCAGCACCACCACCACCCCGUCGCGAACCUCAAGCACCUCAACACUCACCACCACCGCAACCGCCGACAGACAAGAUGAGGGAGUGCAUCUCGGUCCACGUGGGGCAGGCCGGCGUGCAGACGGGCAAUGCGUGCUGGGAGCUGUACUGCCUGGAGCACGGCAUCCAGCCCGACGGGCAGAUGCCCUCGGACAAGACGGUGGGCGGCGGCGACGACUCGUUCAACACCUUCUUCAGCGAGACGGGCGCCGGCAAGCACGUGCCGCGGGCCGUGUUCGUCGACCUGGAGCCCACCGUGGUGGACGAGGUGCGCACCGGCACCUACCGCCAGCUCUUCCACCCGGAGCAGCUCAUCACGGGCAAGGAGGACGCCGCCAACAACUACGCCCGCGGCCACUACACCAUCGGCAAGGAGAUCGUCGACCUGGUGCUGGACCGCAUCCGCAAGCUGGCCGACCAGUGCACCGGCCUGCAGGGCUUCCUGCUCUUCCACUCGUUCGGCGGCGGCACCGGCUCCGGCUUCACCUCCCUGCUCAUGGAGCGGCUCUCCGUCGACUACGGCAAGAAGUCUAAACUCGAGUUCGCCGUUUACCCCGCGCCGCAGAUCUCAACCGCAGUGGUAAGUCCGCAGCACUCCCAUCGAACACCCCCCUUUCACCACUUUUCACUCCCCCUCCCCAAAUUCGCAUCUCCU